Eurytemora carolleeae is the source of this 1544-nucleotide messenger RNA. RefSeq lists its product as uncharacterized. The transcript is spliced from 2 exons. Gene Ontology annotation, molecular function: nucleic acid binding. Gene Ontology annotation, biological process: DNA integration. Bases 776 to 1450 code for a protein of 224 amino acids. Lineage: Eukaryota; Metazoa; Arthropoda; Copepoda; Calanoida; Temoridae. The record is from RefSeq and is a predicted model, not a curated record.
UUGUUUCGAAUUUGUUUUUUUUUCUGACGACAUCGUUGUUCAGGAAAAAUUUUGUAAAUUCAUAAAAAAUUUGUUCGUUCACUAAAACGAUACCCAUCUCUAAUUAUGGACUAUGAAUUAAGGCCAUGAUGGUCUACUAUAGAACAUCUUAUUACUUUACUGUAUAAUCUUUACUUUAUUUUUCGUCGAGGUGUGAUGAGGUGUCUGAGGUGUCAGUUCCAACAACUCCAUCACCUUUUCCAACUUCUUCAGUGAUUAAUUUUUCAGAAUUAGCUAGAGAUCAGCUGUCCUGCCCUGACAUACUCCGCCUAAAGGUUUCCCCAACCCUCCGCCUCGUUUCUGUUCCAGUACAAGAUGGUUCGCUGCUCUGCGACGCAAAGACGAAAGUUCUCCGUCCCUUGGUUCCAUCUUCUCAAAGGUUUAACAUUUUUUCCGCCUUACAUGGAAUAUCACAUCCUGGAGUUCGAGCAUCCAGACGUCUUAUUUCUACAAGGUUUGUCUGGAGGGGAUUAGCCAACGACGUCCGAGACUGGUGCAAGUCCUGCCUGCAGUGCCAACGAGGUAAAGUCCUCCGCCAUGUUCACAUCCGCCCCGAGAAGAUUCCUGUACCCUUCAGAAGAUUUGCACAUGUACAUGUAGACCUAGUUGGUCGCUUACCCUCAUCUAAUGGUUUCACAUACCUCUUCACCUGCAUCGACAGAUCAACAAGGUGGCCGGAGGCUAUACCUCUAACUGGGAUUUCUGCGGCGGAGUGUGCCUCCGCCAUGUUCCAUGGAUGGAUCUCAAGGUUCGGCGACCGGCAGUGAUUACUAGUUACAGAGGAGCCCAGUUCACUUCAUCCCUAUGGUCCGCCAUCUGCUCCCUACUCAAGAUCAAGCACAAGACCACCACAGCUUUCCACCCGCAGUCCAAUGGCAUGGUGGAAAGAUUCCACAGGCAGUUAAAAAAUUCCUUACGUGCUCGUCUAGCCUCCUCCGAUUGGUUUAAGCAUCUGCCUUGGGUUUUAUUAGGUCUACGUACAUCUCCCAGAGAAGACUCCGCCACAUCCGCCUCGGAUCCUCCGACCAAUUUGUUCUAUGAAAACCUUAAGAAUUCGAUGUCUGGUUUUCAACCUACUCCGCCUCGUCAUAACACUCCUGCAGCCGACACUCUUCCAGAAGUUACUCCUGCAGAACUCUCAGCUCGCCCAAUGGUUUUUAUACGUAAGGAUGGACAUGUUGCUCCUCUAGCCCCCCUCUACGAGGGUCCUUACAAGGUUUUAUCCCGCUCCCCUAAAACCUUCCAGCUCCAAGUGGGUAAGAGAGUAGAAGUGGUUUCAGUCCAACGCCUCAAACCAGCUUUCACGGCAGAUGAUGAGGCUCCAGUAGAACCUCCACGCCGAGGCAGACCCCGACGCCAACCUCCUCCGGUCCCUCCUGACCCCCCUAGACGAAAAGGACGACAUUUUUAAUCUAAUUUUAAUCUAAUUUUUAAGCUAACAUAAAUAACAAAUUCAACCAAUUUAGAUGUAACCCCCAAUUUCAGUUAUUUUAAAAUGUUGACUC